This is a messenger RNA of Physella acuta, 1282 nucleotides long. RefSeq names its product lipase member I-like. The record is from RefSeq and is a predicted model, not a curated record. Gene Ontology annotation, biological process: lipid catabolic process. Gene Ontology annotation, molecular function: lipase activity. Lineage: Eukaryota; Metazoa; Mollusca; Gastropoda; Physidae.
GUCAAGCACUCACAGCACGAGCGCACUGCUCACACUGUGCAGCCACCGACCCAGUUAGUGGAGAAGGUCGGCCCUAACGCACAUUGUUGCCUGCUGUCUGGGAUGUAGCUCGCUAAGUUCGCGGAUUGUUCUAUGUUGAUACCGUAAGUUGAUUCAGUUAGGCUGCCGGAUUGGCUUGCCAUAAAAUUGCAACAUGAUGAUGAUGCUCAACAAAGCUUCCUUUCUGUUUACAAUCGUGUGGUACUGUGUGACACACGGUAUCGCUUCCGGCUGGCUCAUGUCAGGUUGGUGGACCCCCUGCUACACCGACCCUCCCAUUGGCUGCUUCCCCACCAGUUACCCCUACAACAACACGGGCGGCAUGUCCCCACAGAGCCCCUACGCCAUCAAUGUUUACUUCCGGCUGCACAACCGAAACCGGAACAUAGUGUUCAACCUAAACAACGUUCGCCAGGAAACAGCAGACGUCUUCAAUCCUGCCCUGAAAACAGUCUUCAUCAUCCACGGCUAUUUUGAACACGGCAACAUCUCAUGGAUUCUGAACAUGGUGAACGAACUACGAAACAAGGGUGAUUUGAACGUGGUCGUUGUGGAUUGGUCAGGAGGAGCGUCCAGCUUGAUCUACCACCAGAGUGUGGCCAACACACGGGUCGUUGGGGCCGUGUUGGCGUUGUUGUUGCAGGAGAUGAUCGCCCUUGGCGCCAGACCGUCUCAGUUCCACCUGAUUGGUUUCAGCCUCGGUGCUCACGUGGCCGGCUAUACGGGUCAGAUUGUCAGUGGAGUGGCUAGAAUUACAGGGUUGGACCCAGCGGGGCCGAGCUUUAAGGACACGCCCCCCGAGGUUCACCUGGAUCCCAGCGACGCUCGGGUCGUGGACGUCAUUCACACAGACACCGGCUCGUCCUUGAGCAUGGGUGCGAGACAGCCAAUGGGGACGUUGGAUUUCUACCCCAACGGUGGGGACAGCCAACCAGGGUGCUCGACGAAUUUGUUUGACCUCAUUUCUGCCGUCAUGUUCAACUUUGAUCGCGGUACUCUCGCCUGUUCCCAUCUGCGAGCUGUCCACCUUUUCACCUCCACGAUAAACAAUAACUGCUCCUUCCCCACUGAGCGAUGCGCGUCAUCGUCGCCAUGGCAACACUGCGCGCCGUGCGACGUUGACCAGUGCCCCCAGAUGGGCUACAACCUGGACACGCCCACAGCUGACGGGGCGGGGUUUGUCUACAAGCCCACGACGUCCGGUCAGCCCCCGUUCUGUAGUAAUAAAUAACAUCACAACCUU